GGGGGUCUCUGGUGGGGCGGUACUAACGACAAGCCAGGCGGCUAGCUGUGGCUAAACGAACACUAGCGGGCUUGUGAGCCAUCAAAAAAUGCCGUAUUUUUCGCUAUUGGGUUGGGCUUCACAUCAUGGAAUGUAAUGAACUUAUUCCUUGGGGAAAACUAUAUAUUAUAGCCAACGGACGUCUUUGUUGAGAAAUCGGACUGCCCCUGAGACUUGGAUGGAGGUGCAAGCAAGCGCCACGACCGAGGAGGUGUAGAACGGGUACGAAUCGGGUUUGUUUAGCUAACGUCAGCUAGCUAUUAUCGGGAGAAAGUUGCCUGUUACGAGUGAAAACAGGGCGUUACUUGCGCGAGACAAUAACCAAACUAUUGUUUGUCUGCAGAUGCCAGUUGGUCGACCCGUCUCAUCCUAAUUAUUAGCAUAGUGAGGAGCAACCGACCUGACCACCAUGCCUCCCAGACCGUCUUCUGGGGAACUAUGGGGCAUGCACUUGAUGCCCCCGAGUAUCCAGGUGGACUGCCUUCUCCCAAAUGGGAUGAUUCUGACAUUGGUGUGCACACGCGAGGCAACACUCAUCUCAGUCAAACACGAACUCUUCAAAGAGGCCAGGAAGUAUCCUCUCCACCACCUCCUACAAGAGGAGACCUCCUACAUCUUUGUCAGCGUUACCCAAGAGGCUGAGAGAGAGGAGUUCUACGACGAGACAAGGAGACUGUGCGACCUCAGGCUUUUUCAGGCCUUCCUGAAAGUCAUCGAACCAGUGGGCAACCGAGAGGAGAAGAUACUCAACCGAGAAAUUGGUUUUGCAAUAGGAAUGCCUAUAUGCGAGUUUGACCUGGUCAAGGACUCGGAAGUGCAGGACUUUAGAAGAAACAUAUUGAAUGUCUGCAAGGAGUCUGUGGACCUCCGAGACACUAAUGGACCCAUCAGUAGAGCGUUGUACGUCUACCCUCCCAAUGUAGAGUCGUCAGUAGAACUGCCCAAGCACAUCUUCAAUAAGCUUGACAAAGGUCAAAUCAUAGUGGUCAUCUGGGUCAUCGUGUCGCCGAGCAACGACAAGCAGAAGUACACCCUGAAGAUCAAUCACGACUGCGUGCCGGAGCAUGUGAUCGCAGAGGCCAUCCGCAAGAAGACGCGUAGCAUGCUGCUGUCCCACGAGCAGCUCAAGAUGUGUGUGCAGGAGUAUCAGGGAAAAUACAUCCUCAAGGUGUGUGGCUGUGACGAGUACCUGCUGGAGAAGUACCCCCUUAGCCAGUACAAGUACGUGAGGAGUUGCAUCAUGCUGGGGCGCAUGCCUAACCUCAUGCUAAUGGCCAAGGAUAGCCUUUACUCCCAGCUGCCCAUCGACACCUUUACCAUGCCCUCGUACGCCCGACGCAUUUCCACGGCAACGCCCUAUAUGAACGGCGAGACGGCCACCAAGUCCCUGUGGACCAUCAACGGCACGCUGAGGAUCAGGAUACUGUGCGCAACCUAUGUCAAUGUAAACAUCAGGGACAUUGACAAGAUCUAUGUCCGGACUGGGAUCUACCACGGUGGGGAGCAGCUGUGUGACAAUGUGAACACUCAGCGCGUGCCAUGCUCAAAUCCCAGAUGGAAUGAGUGGCUGAACUACGACAUGUACAUUCCAGACAUACCACGUGCCGCCCGCCUCUGUCUGUCCAUCUGCUCUGUGAAAGGGAGGAAGGGGGCUAAAGAGGAGCAUUGUCCGCUAGCCUGGGGCAACAUCAAUCUGUUUGACUACACCCACACUCUAGUGGCUGGGAAGAUGGCCCUCAACCUGUGGCCUGUGCCCCAUGGCCUGGAAGACCUGCUCAAUGCCAUCGGAGUCACUGGUUCCAAUCCAAACAAGGAAACCCCUUGCCUGGAGCUGGAGUUUGAUCACUUCAGUAACCCGGUCAAGUUCCCCGACAUGCCGGCCAUCGAGGAGCACGCCAACUGUAACAUAUCCCGGGAGCUGGGCUUCAACUACUGCCACACCGGUUUGAGUAACAGACUGGCGAGGGACAACCCCCUGACAGACAGUGACAAUGAACAGCUGCGCUUGGUGUGUAACAGAGACCCACUGUCUGAAAUCACUGAGCAGGAGAAGGACUUCCUGUGGAGGCACAGACAUUACUGUGGGACUAUCCCAGAGAUACUUCCCAAGAUUCUCCUGGCAGUGAAAUGGAACUCCAGAGAUGAGGUUGCACAGAUGUAUUGCCUUCUGAAGGACUGGCCAGCCAUAAAGCCAGAACAAGCCAUGGAGUUGCUGGACUGCAACUUCCCCGAUCCCAUGAUUCGAGACUUUGCCGUGAAGUGCCUUGAGAAAUACCUAACAGACGACAGACUCUCUCAAUACCUCAUCCAGCUGGUCCAGGUUCUUAAGUACGAACAGUACCUCGACAACCCGCUGGCCCGCUUCCUGCUGAAGAAGGCUUUGACCAAUCAGCGGAUAGGACAUUUCUUCUUUUGGCAUCUCAAGUCGGAGAUGCACAACAAGACUGUGAGCCAGCGGUUUGGCCUGCUGCUGGAGUCCUACUGCCGGGCCUGUGGCAUGUACCUCAAGCACCUGAGCAGACAGGUGGAGGCCAUGGAGAAACUCAUCAACCUUACCGACCUCCUCAAGCAGGAGAAGAAGGACGAGGCCCAGAAGGUUCAGAUGAAGUUCCUGGUGGAGCAGAUGAAACGGCCUGACUACAUGGAUGCCCUACAGAGCUUCACCUCUCCACUCAACCCAGCGCACCAGCUGGGAAACCUCCGCUUGGAAGAGUGCCGGAUGAUGUCAUCGGCCAAGCGGCCCCUGUGGCUCAAUUGGGAGAACCCCGACAUGAUGUCAGAGCUGCUCUUCCAGAGCAACGAGAUCAUAUUUAAAAACGGAGAUGAUCUGAGGCAGGACAUGCUGACUUUGCAGAUCAUUAGAAUAAUGGAGAACAUCUGGCAGAACCAGGGCCUUGAUCUCAGGAUGCUGCCGUACGGCUGCCUGUCCAUCGGCGACUGCGUAGGUCUGAUCGAGGUGGUGAGAAACUCCCACACCAUCAUGCAGAUCCAGUGUAAAGGAGGCCUGAAGGGGGCGCUGCAGUUCAACAGCCACACACUGCACCAGUGGCUCAAGGACAAGAACAGGGGAGAGAUGUACGACCAGGCCAUUGACUUGUUCACACGGUCGUGUGCGGGCUACUGCGUAGCCACCUUCAUCCUGGGGAUCGGUGACAGACACAACAGCAACAUCAUGGUCAAAGAUGAUGGACAGCUAUUCCACAUAGACUUUGGCCAUUUCCUGGAUCACAAGAAGAAGAAGUUUGGCUACAAGCGAGAGCGGGUGCCCUUCGUCUUGACACAGGACUUCUUAAUCGUCAUCAGUAAAGGAACCCAGGAGUGCACCAAAACCAGGGAGUUUGAGAGGUUCCAGGAGAUGUGCUACAAGGCCUACCUGGCCAUCCGGCAGCACGCCAACCUCUUCAUCAACCUGUUUUCCAUGAUGCUGGGCUCGGGGAUGCCCGAACUGCAGUCCUUCGACGACAUCGCUUAUAUCCGCAAGACCCUGGCGCUAGACAAGACGGAGCAGGAGGCCCUAGACUACUUUAUGAAGCAGAUGAACGACGCCCACCACGGCGGCUGGACCACCAAGAUGGACUGGAUCUUCCACACAAUCCGCCAGCACGCCAUGAACUGAGAGGGGGCCAUCUGCCCGGAGAGUAGCAGCAACGCAGAGAGGACAAGGGCGGAUCUCUACACCAUCCGCCUGGACUGUGUGUCAACGGAGAGACUAGAGCGGAUCUCUGCACCAUCCGCCAGCUAAGCAUGCCAUGAGCUGAGAUGGCAGAGUGGACAACGCUAGCGUCCACGGAUGGAGCUAUGAAUGGAUAGAAACCAUUGGCUGAAUUGAGAGGCUAGAACGGAUCGCUACAUCAUCUGCUAACUUCUGAGCUCUGAGGGAAAUGCACAUCUGUACACCAUCCACUAGGAGGUGCCAAAAGUGGAUAUUAGGGAUGCAUCGAUAGGGAAAUGACGGACUAAUGCGAUAAUCAUAUUUACUGGACAUUAUCUUUCUCAUAUUGGUAUGGCAAUAUAGCCACAGUUCUCUUUGUAAAAUUAGUGGAACAACCACGAUUGUAAACAGCCAUUUUGCAAAAGUUAUGUCAUUUUUAAGAUGAAAGCGUAUUAUCAGCCGAUACCGAUAUGAUGGCCGUUUUUUUUCCUUUCCUAUAUCAAAGCCCGCCCAGGAUCAGGUCCUGCUAACACACCAGGAUACCGUGAAGGCCUGCCCAGGGUCAGGUCCUGCUAACACACCAGGAUACCGUGAAGACCUGCCCAGGGUCAUGUCCUGCUAACACACCAGGAUACCGUGAAGACCUGCCCAGGAUCAGGUCCUGCUAACACACCAGGAUACUGUGAAGACCUGCCCAGGAUCAGGUCCUGCUAACACACCAGGAUACCGUGAAGACCUGCCCAGGAUCAGGUCCUGCUAACACACCAGGAAACCGUGAAGGCCUGCCCAGGGUCAUGUCCUGCUAACACACCAGGAUACCGUGAAGGCCUGCCCUGCUAACACACCAGGAUACUGUGAAGGCCUGCCCAGGGUCAUGCCCUGCUAACACACCAGGAUACCGUGAAGGCCUGCCCAGGGUCAUGUCCUGCUAACACACCAGGAUACCGUGAAGGCCUGCCCAGGGUCAUGUCCUGCUAACACACCAGGAUACCGUGAAGGCCUGCCCUGCUAACACACCAGGAUACCGUGAAGACCUGCCCAGGGUCAUGUCCUGCUAACACACCAGGAUACCGUGAAGACCUGCCCAGGGUCAUGUCCUGCUAACACACCAGGAUACCGUGAAGACCUGCCCAGGGUCAUGUCCUGCUAACACACCAGGAUACCGUGAAGACCUGCCCAGGGUCAUGUCCUGCUAACACACCAGGAUACCGUGAAGACCUGCCCAGGGUCAUGUCCUGCUAACACACCAGGAUACCGUGAAGACCUGCCCAGGGUCAUGUCCUGCUAACACACCAGGAUACCGUGAAGACCUGCCCAGGGUCAUGUCCUGCUAACACACCAGGAUACCGUGAAGACCUGCCCAGGGCACGCAACGGAAAUGGUUUGAUACGGAAAACAAAACAAAAAUUCUUAUUGGACAAAUCUUGGCAGUCUCUUUCUCUUUCAAUCAUGUUUUCUUCCUCUUGGUGCCCAUUGAACACGACCCAGAAUACCACCAGCAUUGUUAAUUCCCAGUGAUGGAUGGUUGACAGACACUAGGAUGUCCUUUUCAUCGUCUGCUGUCAACUCUAAGAUUAGCGAAGAGAACUGACAAAUCGUGUUUGAUCUCAAUUGACGAUCACACAUCUUGUGUGUCCCUCCCCCCCGCCUCCACAGAUGGAAACGGUCAUGUUUCGUGACCUCAAAGUUUGAGAUUUUGUACAGAAGUAUCCCAAUGGUCUUGUAUGCAUACAUUAUUCCUUUUUAGUCUUCAUUUUCUACUGAGCCAAAGUACUAUAUAUAUAUAUAUAUAUAUAUAUAUAUAUAUAUAUCUCCCCUACUACAUCUGACUUAUCAGUCUAACCAUGAGUCACUACUAUUCCAAUCCCUGUGUAUCUCCUUUGUAGCACUGAUCUCUACAGUAUUUGUUUGUUUGUCUAUCAGUAUUAUGAUGCGUGUGCAGCGUUCUGGAGUAAAAUGGCUGCCGUCCAGCACCCAGUUGGAUGCAACACAGAAGUUUACGAUGACCGACAGAAAAUAACUGUAGAUUUAUCCUGUAACUGUAAAUUCAUUGAAUUCAUCCUCUUCGUUUUUUUUUCUUCUUUUCGGGUUGUAUUUUUAAAAGGGAAAUGGGGGCAAAAUGGAUGUGCAAUGUUAUAGUUCUGUUACACUAUGCAAUUUGUGAUCUUAAUGUACUGUACUGCAAAGUAGAGUCGAUGGGAGUAUCUAAUCAUAUACACAGCAUUAAAGAUGUCUUAUCAACUGUACAGACAAGACAGUACACAGAAGACGAAUGCACAAUUAUGCACUGACAGUAUCAUCGAUUUCUGCCCUCACAGGAUGACUCUGGAAGAACUGUUAAAAAAAAGAGCCUCUUGUACCCUGCCUUACACUUUAGUUGUUUUUUCUUCAGAUCUAACCAGACAUUUUCAGAAAGCGUUUGGAUUUUUUUUUUUUUGGUGACUUGGAAUUUGCUUCAUCCUAUAUUUUCAGAAUACAAGUAUGUAUAGAUUUGACCCUAUUCCAGACUUCCCCAGCAUUCUAUGUCAUAUGAACUCCCUAAUCAGUAAAGUUGUUUUAAGAUCAAUAAAAUAAAAGUGUAACAGGUGAAUUUGUGGUUUUGCCUUCCCUGACAACUGCCCUUUUUUUAAGUGUGGAUUUUGCAGUUUUCUCAUUGCAUAAAUAUACUUUUAUUAGUCAGUUGUUUGCCAGUUUUUACCAAAUGACAUGGUAUGUGUUUCUGUGCAGGUUACAGAUGGUUGGGCAGGUCCCAUUCAAAACAAGACAACUACAAUGACCGUAUUGCAAACGAUAUGCAAGCGCUAUCAUAGAACAUUUUUCCUUUUUAUUUUUGUUGUGGUUAAAUGUCUUUCUUUUCACUGUUAAUGCAUGAGGUCCCUGAAGAUACGUUGUUCAACCAAGUGUUGUUUACUUGAAGUUCAUGUUUAAAUGACAUUUUGUUACUUGUGAGGUACAAUGUCAUCACACCAUGAAGAUAAGCAAUACUACCCUGGGGCCAGGGAAUAAUGUCUGGCACCCAUGAACUAUAUGUGUGUAAAUUGCUUUCCUUGAGUAACUACAGAGGUAAUAUAUUUUUGUAUUCUAAAUGUAGACUAACUCUCAAUAUAAUCACUAAACGAAACAAAAAACUGGAAUUAUGCAUAGUACAUCGUUUCACACCCCACUAGACAGCUUGUAGUUAUUGAAAUAUGAGACACUAGUGAUGGACAACAUGAGCUUGGUAAGGAGGAGAAUGUAUCGAGGGGAAUUUCACUGAAGGUCUUCUGCUCUGGCUAGGAGUACAGUGUAAAAGCACAAUGAUGAAAAGCUAUCCUGCAUGUUUUCAAACCCACUAUUCAUGAGUUAUCUAUUCAUCCCUGUACUAUAUGCACUCAUUAUUCUUUCAAACUAAUUCAUAUACCAUGUCUGGAUAGAACCCUGUAUUCAUUCACUCAUUGUACUGUUUGCAAAAAAAAAAAAUCUUUGCUCUGUAUCCCCAGAUAUUUU
Oncorhynchus kisutch (coho salmon) is the source of this 7177-nucleotide messenger RNA. Its product is annotated as phosphatidylinositol 4,5-bisphosphate 3-kinase catalytic subunit alpha isoform-like. Gene Ontology annotation, biological process: phosphatidylinositol-mediated signaling; phosphatidylinositol 3-kinase/protein kinase B signal transduction; cell migration. Gene Ontology annotation, cellular component: cytoplasm; phosphatidylinositol 3-kinase complex, class IB; phosphatidylinositol 3-kinase complex, class IA. The transcript has 21 exons. The record is from RefSeq and is a predicted model, not a curated record. The coding region runs from base 449 to 3655 and encodes 1068 amino acids. Gene Ontology annotation, molecular function: 1-phosphatidylinositol-3-kinase activity; 1-phosphatidylinositol-4-phosphate 3-kinase activity. Lineage: Eukaryota; Metazoa; Chordata; Actinopteri; Salmoniformes; Salmonidae.